Molecule: messenger RNA, 2556 nt
Organism: Trichoplax adhaerens
Lineage: Eukaryota; Metazoa; Placozoa; Uniplacotomia; Trichoplacea; Trichoplacidae
Exons: 27
Coding region: 1-2556 (851 amino acids)
Biological process (GO): autophagy; vesicle-mediated transport; endosomal vesicle fusion
Cellular component (GO): cytoplasm; membrane
Molecular function (GO): protein binding
Source: RefSeq, a predicted model, not a curated record
AUGCCUCAUACAGCGUUUGAAAAGGUGUCUGUAGUGGAGAAACUACCAUCCAAGCUAAUUAUCGAAUCUAUUUGCACCUACGGGGAUUACUUACUGGUAGGAACAAGAGAUGGUGUCUUAAUAUCCUACAAUAUUACCAUGGGCCCAGAUCAAUCUAGCCCGGAUAUCAAACUUGUACGAACAUUAAAGAAUUUCUCUAAGAAACCAAUCGUACAGAUGGCAGCUAUUGAAAGUAUAAACCUACUCAUUAGUUUAUCAGAUUCCACCAUUUGCUUGUAUGAAUUAAAAUCCUUGACGUUAAUUAAUCAAAUGGCCAAAACAAGAGGAGCAACUCUGUUUGCUGUUGAUGUUUCAAAAAACCGAGAGGAUGGAGAUCAAAUUCGUCUAUGUGUUGCCGUCAAGAAAAAAUUACAGAUUUACGUUUGGGAAGAUGUCAAUUUUGUCGAGUUAGGCCCUGAUUUAUCUGUGCCAGAUACACCUAGGGCUGUCAUGUGGUCUAAAAAUUACCUUUGGUUAGGUUUUAAAAGGUCUUAUUACGUUAUCAAGUUGGAUAAUAACGACAUGUUUGAAUUAUUCGAAAUUGGAAAAUCUCCAGAGCCUAUGAUAACUGCGUUGAGAAACGGUAUAGUAGCUGUCCAAAAAGAUGAUAUGACUGUAUUUUUAAAUUCUGAUGGCAAACCGGCAAGAAGUUUCACGAUAACAUGGAGUGAUACACCAGCCAAUAUAACUUACACUGCGCCCUAUAUUAUGGGAAUAUUAUCAAGGUAUUUAGAAAUUCGACUUGUUGAUCCUCCAACAUUGGUGCAAAGUAUCGAAUUCGACAAAGCCAAAUUGAUAACUUGCGACAAAUACUGCUAUUUAGCUUCACAAAGUUGUGUAUGGCGUGUACAACCAGUACGACUAGUUGAUCAAUUGGAAACUUUAAUCAAUGUAAAAGAAUUCGAACUGGCAUUAAAUCUAUUGAAUGUCAAUUCCAUAGAUGGAGCGCAAAAAGAGCAACAAACACGUCGUAUAAAAAUCUUAUUGGCUUUUGAUUUGUUUGCAAAGCAUUAUUUCCAACGGGCCUUUAAAUAUUUUACUGAACUUAAUUUAGAUGUUCGUAUCAUUAUUGGAUUAUUUCCUGGUUUAAUGGGGGAAGAACCGUUGACAAAUUUCAAAUAUCCUAUAGAAAUUACACGUCUACCAUCAACUGCUGAACAGAAUGGAUUAACAUUCUUAGCAGAGUAUCUUACUGAUGCUAGAAAUAACUAUAUCAAAGAAAAGAAAAAUAGUAACCCAAACGAUAUCGAAGAAGGGAAGAAACGAGAUAGUUUAUUGCAAGUUAUUGAUACAACUUUGUUAAAAUGCUAUAUAAAGACUGGCAAUGGUGUAGUAAAAUCUCUCUUACGCCUUAAAGAUAACAAUUGUCAUAUAGAUACAAGUGUUAAAGUCCUAAAAGAAACGAACAGUUUGGAAGAACUUGUUAUACUUUAUGAAAGUAAAGGGCUACAUGAACGAGCUCUAGAGUUACUAAAAAGUGAAGCCAAGAGAAGUGAUUCUCCAUUAUCUGGAUAUGAUAAAAUUAUUAGUUAUUUGCAGAAGCUGGGUGAGCAAAAUUUAAAGUUAAUAUUUAAGUUUUCUGCAUGGGUAUUAAAAACAAGUCCCGAUAGUGGUCUAAUGAUAUUUAUUGAUGAAAAUACACCAGAAGUUGAAAGCCUCCCUCGUGGAAAAGUUUAUAAGCACUUGCAAAAUUAUUGUCCGGAAUUGUGUAUUCCAUAUUUGGAACAUAUUAUACAUACAUGGAAAGAAGAAGAAAGUGAAUUCCAUAACGAUCUCAUUAAGUUGUAUCUUCAAGAAGUAGAAAACGAAACUGUAAAAAAUUCCAAUGGGUUAUUUGAAGAGAGAGCAUUAUUGUUGGGACGUCUUGGUCGUCAUGAUCAAGCCUUAGCAAUUUACGUUCAUGUAGUAAAAGAUGAUAAAAUGGCUGAAGAGUACUGUUGGAGACAUUAUAAUAGUGAAGGUAGUGGACAUAAUGAGGUCUACCACCACUUCCUUAGAAUGUACCUCUCUCCGCCUGAUCCGAAAGGAUUAGGCAUCAAAGUGGAUAUACCUAAACUUGAACCAAAUGUUAAAAGAGCUUUAGAAAUACUAGAAAAAUAUUACGAUCGUAUUAACACAGCGGAGGCAUUAGUCCUUCUGCCUCCUACUAUGAAAGUGAACGAGAUUGCCUCCUUCCUUAUGAAUGUGGUUGAAGAUCGAACCUCACGACGUCGUAAUGGUCUCAUAUUAAAGAGUCUGCUGUAUUCGCAACGUCUGCAAGUUCAAGAGUUACGAAUGCAGUACAGGAAAAACUCUUCAAACAUAUCGGAAGAUAAGUCAUGUCGUGUUUGUGGUCAAAGGAUCGGUGUCAGUGCAUUUGCCCGUUACCCUAAUGGAGUUGUUGUUCAUUAUGGAUGUUGUACGGAUCUUAAAAGCAUGCAAUUCUAUCGUGCAUGGUGUAAAAUAAAAUACAAGGUGUUCAGUUUCGACCCGGAAUUGCUAGAAACAUUGAAAGUUUUUUCGUUUACUAUUAAUUGA